Andrographis paniculata is the source of this 1252-nucleotide messenger RNA. RefSeq names its product ribosomal RNA-processing protein 14-C-like. Bases 49 to 1074 code for a protein of 341 amino acids. Gene Ontology annotation, molecular function: DNA binding; RNA binding. The transcript has a single exon. Gene Ontology annotation, biological process: ribosomal large subunit biogenesis; ribosomal small subunit biogenesis. Lineage: Eukaryota; Viridiplantae; Streptophyta; Magnoliopsida; Lamiales; Acanthaceae. The record is from RefSeq and is a predicted model, not a curated record. Gene Ontology annotation, cellular component: nucleolus.
CCCUCAAAACCCUAGUUGUUUCUGAACACGAACAGAGAAGCCGCCGACAUGAAGAAGAAGAAGCAAAAGCAAACCAACAACGUCUCCACCGCCGCUGCGGCUGAUAACGACAUUGGUGGUGACCUGGGAUCGUCAAUCCAGUUACAUAGUGAUUUUUUCGAUCACUUGGUAGAACUAAUACCGUCGAGAUUCUACCUAACGAACGAGGAUGAUUCGAAAACAUGGUUCGCAGGACUUUCCAAAGCUGCGCAAGGGUACGCCAAGCACGAGACUCGUAAGCAUCGUAAGCUCGCCCGCCGCAAGCGCUUCGAUCCCGAUAAUGAUCCCUCCACCCUUCACCUCCUCGAGCAACAACAGUCUAGCAAAGCGCCAGACCCCGAGGAGGGCGAGCUCUUCAAUCUCGAGGACGAUGCCAAGCACGAGGCUAAGGAGAAAUCGGUGACUUACGAAGAGCUGAGAGAGAAAUUGCAUAAAAAAAUUGAAUUGCUGCGAGCAAAUCGCAUUGAGAAGACCCCUGGUGGAAGGAGGGCGAGGAGGAAGGAUAGGUUUAAGAGGAAAAGGGACAGUGAGAGCGAUGGCGGCGGCCAGAGUGAGAAGGAGGAGCGCGGGGACGAUGACGGGGAGGAGAUUAUUGAAUAUGGGAAGGUGAAUUUGGGAGAUGAAGAUGAAGGGAAGCAACGGAAGAAGAACAAGAAGCGAAAAUUGUCCAAGGCCAAGGAGUUGGAAAGAGCAAAGACAUUCCAGGAGGUGAAGAAGCAGAAUCCAUAUGUUGCCGAGAGGGCGUCGUGGAAGGCUGCAACAAGCAGGGCGAUGGGGGAGAAGGUGCAUGAUGAUCCACGGUUGAUUAAGGAGAGCAUGAAGAGGGAGAAAAGGAAGAAGAUGAAGAAUGCUGAAAAGUGGAAGGAGAGGGUGGAGUCGCAGGAGAAGAUGAAGGAGGAGAGGCAGCGCAAGAGGAAGGAAAAUAUUGAUGGUAGGAUCCAUGAGAAAAAGAUGAGGAAGAUUGCCAAGCGCGAGAAGAAGUUAAUGAGGCCUGGUUUCGAGGGUCGGAAGCAAGGGUUCAUAACAGACGAGUGAAGGGUUAAUAUGAUAUCCAACUAUAUUGUUUAAUCUGUCUUGUUUUUUUAAUUGAAUACUGCUUGUCUCAGUUGGGUUAUUUAUCAGGGAAUUUUGUUCUAAUAUGCACCUACAAACUGUGCUUGUUGCUACUUAUAUGUUGCAUUAUGAUCAAGAAAUCAAUGGUUUCCUUGCGGCA